UUUACGACAUCAGCUGAUCUUUUCCUGGUGUUACACAAGCUUGCAACUCUGACAACUCUGACACGCCGUUGCUUCUAACGUUAUAUGCCUUUGUGUUUAACUCGAAAUGCGUGUUUUUUAGAGCACUAAACAGUUGAAGAGAAUGCCUGCCUGUUUGGUGCAAGGUGCGAGUAGAGGAAUCGGCCUGCAGUUUUGCAGGCAUCUGCUGAGAGGAGUUCCCAACAGCACAGUCAUUGCAACAUGUAGAAAUCCUGGAGGUGCCACAGAACUGCAAACCCUACAGGCAGAGUUUCCCAGCACCCUGCACAUCGUACCCCUUGAUGUCCUUGAUGAAGGCUCGAUCCAGCGGGCGGCCAGCGAGGUGCAGCAGCACCAUGGCGGGGGUGUGGACCUGCUCAUCAACUGUGCCGGCAUCCUCCACCCCAGCGGCAGGGGGGAAACCAGCCUCAGGGAUGUCUCCUCUCAGGGUUUGUCAACAACUUUUAGCACCAAUGCUGUAGGACCAUUGCUGGUAGCCAAGUACUUCUCACCACUAUUACAGAAGGGAACAGGAGCAUUUGGGCAACAUGGAUCAAACAAGCGGACACACGCUGCAGUGAUGGCCAACUUAUCAGCUAAGGUUGGCUCCACAACAGACAAUGGUCUUGGAGGUUGGUACUCCUACCGUAUGUCCAAGUGUGCGUUGAACAUGGCUACCAAGAACCUCAGCAUCGAGCUGGGCCGAGGCAAAAACAAGGUGAUCUGUGUCAGUCUGCACCCUGGUACAGUGGACACAGACCUCUCCAGGCCCUACCAUAAGAAUGUACCGAGCGACAAACUGCUCUCAACAGAGCGCUCUGUCCAGUGCCUGAUGGACUUUGUAAACGGACUGACGAUGCAGCACACAGGCAAGUUCUUCACAUGGGAGGGGAAGGAGAUGCCAUUCUAGUGGUCCAUCACUGCAAUUGGCUGGACAUGAACUUGACAAACUCUCAGGUAUGAUAAUGGAGUUAGGAAGGCUGUCUACAAAUGGACCUGCUACAGCCCCACCUUGAACCAGAAGGGAGGAUUUCGCGUAGAACUCUCCAGUUUGUGGGACCCGACUUUAGCUUGCCAUCAUAUAAGAGACAGUAACUGUGACACAGUCUUACAACAAGACAUACCAGUGACAUUUACAUACAUCUUAAGGGAUGAAGCCCUGGUCUGGCCCUGAAGCCACAACUUUGUCCCAGUGGUCUGCCGGGUACCAUGGGGGUACUGCUUGGUGAUUCCACAGUUAGAUCAUGGCAUCCAUUUGCUAUUUUGAGGUUUUAAAACAAAUCUGUGACUUGACCAUUAGCCAGGUGUCUUCAGGUGUCCUACGGGGCCACAUUGGGUGUAAAAAAAAGGCUCAUAAACUACCCAAGGGACCCCCUUUUCCAAAUGUGACCAUAGCAUAUAGAAUAACAACCAAACACAGACUUUGAAAAGGAUUUUGUAUUUGCUGUAUAGAACUACAUGAUCAGAUGUUUUGUUUGUUCCACAGUAGACAUACAGUAUUUAUCCUGCAUACAAGUCUAUCCCUAGUAAAUGACAACAACAUAGCCAGCACUAGUGUGAAUAGUUUCAUCUGUUUAGGUUGGUGAAUGACUUAGUUCUCUAUUCACAACCAAGGAUUAACAUAUCAUUUUUCAUAACAGAGAUUGUUCUUGGUUGUAUUAAAAUGAAUAGCUUUCAAAUUGAUAUUCAACAUAGCAACUUGUCAACACAUGACUAUUUAGGGCAUAUGGCAUCUUGGAUAACAAUAAGACAAAAUCUAAAUAAAUCUGUUUUUGAUUUUUCCU
Molecule: messenger RNA, 1802 nt
Organism: Branchiostoma floridae (Florida lancelet)
Lineage: Eukaryota; Metazoa; Chordata; Leptocardii; Amphioxiformes; Branchiostomatidae
Product: C-factor-like
Exons: 5
Coding region: 143-928 (261 amino acids)
Source: RefSeq, a predicted model, not a curated record